This is a messenger RNA of Penicillium brevicompactum, 822 nucleotides long. Its product is annotated as putative Phosphoserine phosphatase. Bases 1 to 822 code for a protein of 273 amino acids. The transcript has 5 exons. The record is from RefSeq and is a predicted model, not a curated record. Gene Ontology annotation, molecular function: phosphatase activity. Lineage: Eukaryota; Fungi; Ascomycota; Eurotiomycetes; Eurotiales; Aspergillaceae.
AUGGGAUCCCACGCUCUUCCAUACAUUGAGACCAAGCCUAAGCUGAUCUUCUUCACCGACUUUGACGGGACAAUUACCGUUGAUGACAGCAAUGACUUCAUGAUCGACAACCUUGGCUUCGGUAAGGAAAAGCGCCUGGUGUUGAACGACCAGGUCCUCGACGAGACCCUGAGUUUCCGUGAGGCCUUCCGCCAGAUGCUGGGGAGUAUCAAGACCCCAUACGACGAGUGUAUCCAAAUACUGUUGAAGAACAUGAAGCUGGACCCUUAUUUUGAGGAAUUCUACUACUGGGCCAAGGAUAACAAUGUCCCCAUUGUCAUCUUGUCAUCGGGAAUGCACCCCAUCAUCAGUGCUCUGUUGGAGAAAUUCCUUGGUCACAAGCCGGCCAACCACCUUACUAUCAUUGCCAACGAGCCCGAGAGCCGCGAUGGCAAGGAUAUCAACAGCGAGGGUGGCUGGCAGAUCAAGUACCACGAUGACAGCCACUUCGGUCACGACAAGUCCCUGGAAAUCAAGCCUUACGCCGCGUUGCCAGACGGAGAGCGCCCGAUUCUCCUUUACGCUGGAGACGGUGUUUCUGACCUGUCUGCUGCUGCUGAGACUGAUCUUCUCUUUGCGAAGAAGGGCAAAGGUAUUCAUUCGGAUCUUGUGGCUGCAUCAUUGGAAGACAUUGCUAAUCCUGUCGCAGAUUUGGUGACCUAUUGCCAGCGCAGAGGUAUGCCUUACACCACCUUCGAGAACUGGUCUACUAUCCUCGAAUCUACGAAAGAGAUUUUGAGCGGUAAGGUGACUGCUGGUGAUGUGGCUGCCAACGCCCAGUAG